UGGAUUGUAAGAGGCAUUUACAACAUAUAUUUCCACCAGCUCUCCGGCUACCCUGGGCCAACACUAGCCGCUGCCUCAGACUGGUGGUAUGCCCGCAGCUACACCAGCGGUCACUGGCACGACAUUAUACAAUCUCUGCAUCAGAAAUAUGGCCCUGUCGUACGCAUCGCCCCAAACGAUCUCUCCUUUAGCACGCCCAGCUCCUACAAAGUGAUCUAUGGGCACGCAACAAAUGGUCGCAAACUGUUUCUAAAAUCUGAAUUCUACGAUCUAUCACAUGGGCGGCCCGACAUCGUCUCUGCUCGGGAUCCCGCCGAGCACUCUGUUCAACGACGGUCGUUGGCCCACGCAUUUAGCGCCAAGUCAUUACGCGAACAGGAGGAUAUUGUUCAGGCAUACCUUGAUAAAUUUGUGGAGAAGAUGGGGGAGCUUGGUGGUACGGAGGAAGGCGUGAAUGUUACUGAAGCAUACAAUUGGCUAACGUUUGAUAUCAUUGGUAAGUCUAUUUGUGACCUCGCGUUUGGCGAGUCCUUUGAAGCUGUUGAGAAAGGCGAAUCACACUUCUGGGUUUCGCUUAUAUUGGGAAGCUUUUACAUCCAAACAUUGGCUAGUAUCCGCAAACGGAUACCCUUGUUCUCCCUACUACUUCCGUUUUUCGUCCCACCGUCUUUCCCAUCCAAGUUCCAAAAACACAAGGCGCUUACUUUGGAGAAGACACGCAAGCGUAUCGCAAUGGGAGAUACCGGGCGUGCAGACUUCUUUAGUCGUCUUCUACGUACUGGAAAAGACAAAGGGGCGGAGUUGGACAUCCAGUAUCUGGCGAACCAAUCCAACAUCCUCAUCGUCGCUGGCUCCGAAACCACCGCAACCUUCCUGGCUGGAGCAACUUAUUUCCUCCUCCGCAACAAGCCAGCCCUGGCCAAACUCCAGACCGAGCUCAGGAGCACGUUCAGCGAGUUCUCACAGAUCACUGGCGAUUCCGUGACACCACUCCCGUAUCUAGGCGCCGUCAUCGAGGAGGGGCUCCGCCUCUUUCCUCCAGCUGGUUUUGGGCUUCCGAGGAUCUGCCCCGGCGCAACUAUCGAUGGGUACUAUAUUCCGGCCGGCACAACGGUUUCAACGGAUCCCUUCACCAUGACUCGUGAUCCAGCGAAUUGGGAGCAGCCGGACUCUUUUUUGCCUGAACGCUGGUUGCCGGGUGGGAUCGGUGGCGGGAAGUCCCAUGAUAACAAGGCAGCGAGCCAACCGUUCAGUCUUGGCCCGAGGUCUUGCUUGGGGAUUAAUCUGGCUCGGGUUGAGGCAAGGCUGACGCUGGCGAAGUUGGCGUGGAAGUAUGAGUGGGAUCUUGCGGAGUCUAGUAAGAACUUGGAUUGGUGGCGGGACAUGAGGAUAUACACGCUUUGGAUGAAGCCGGAACUUAGGGUAGUAUUUCGGAACGUUGAUUCUGGAUCUAAGAGGCUGUGA
Molecule: messenger RNA, 1464 nt
Organism: Truncatella angustata
Lineage: Eukaryota; Fungi; Ascomycota; Sordariomycetes; Amphisphaeriales; Sporocadaceae
Product: cytochrome P450
Exons: 4
Molecular function (GO): heme binding; iron ion binding; oxidoreductase activity, acting on paired donors, with incorporation or reduction of molecular oxygen
Source: RefSeq, a predicted model, not a curated record